AUGCCUCUAGUAUUGGAUGGUCUUCGCGACGCAAUUUCGGGUUUGGCGCUAGUUCUGGAGCGGACGGACGCGGCUGACAGUUCCCAUGAGCUGGACGAGGUGCUGUUAAGGGCUGCCAAAUCAGGAGUGAUAAAGCACUUCGAGUUCACUUACGAGCUCAGUUGGAGAUUCAUCAGGCGCUGGCUGGAGACCAACAUCAGCCGGGAUGCUGCCGACGGCGUUACCCGUCAGGAGUUAUUCCGGCUAGGAGCAGAGCACCGUUUGAUUAACCGAGUAGAAGACUGGAUGAUCUAUCACCGAGCUCGAAAUCUCACUUCGCACACUUACCGGCAGGCCACUGCGGAAGAAGUCUACGCGCCCUGGAAGCCCGAAAUGACUGACGCGACUGAAAUUCACGUUAAUCCUGAGGAGUUGGCCCGAAUACGGCAAAUUCUGUCCGACCACCUGCCAGACUGCGAGGUAAGGGCCUUUGGUUCGCGGGUGACCGGGCAUACCAAGCCAUGGUCGGACUUAGACCUGGCGGUGGUGGGGCCCACCUCUAUUCACUGGAACGAUUUGGGCAAGUUAACCGAAGCUUUCCAGGCCUCGGACCUGCCUUUUCGGGUCGAAGUGAUGGACUGGCAUUCCGCUUCGCCGGCAUUUCAGGAAGUUAUUUCUCAGAGAUAUGUGGUGGUACAGGCGGUUUCCCGUGAAACCGAGGCGCCCUCCACGUAA
Molecule: messenger RNA, 714 nt
Organism: Geodia barretti
Lineage: Eukaryota; Metazoa; Porifera; Demospongiae; Tetractinellida; Geodiidae
Source: the annotation of a GenBank genome assembly